Molecule: messenger RNA, 1438 nt
Organism: Colossoma macropomum (tambaqui)
Lineage: Eukaryota; Metazoa; Chordata; Actinopteri; Characiformes; Serrasalmidae
Gene: onecut3b
Product: one cut homeobox 3b
Exons: 3
Coding region: 38-1438 (466 amino acids)
Biological process (GO): regulation of transcription by RNA polymerase II
Cellular component (GO): nucleus
Molecular function (GO): DNA-binding transcription factor activity, RNA polymerase II-specific; RNA polymerase II cis-regulatory region sequence-specific DNA binding
Source: RefSeq, a predicted model, not a curated record
GGGAGGGAGGCGGAAAGGCAGCAUCUCUCUCCUCGCCAUGGAGCUCACCAUGGAGAACCUCAGCAACAUGCACGGCGUCUCGCACGCGCAGGCAGCGGGCGAGCUGAUGAACGCGGCGCACGCGCGCCCCUCGCCCGGGCCGCCGCCGCACCACCGCAGCCUCGUGUCGCACGGGCGCUCGGCCAUGGUCUCGAGCAUGGCGUCCAUCCUGGAGGGCGCCGGCGAGUACCGGAACGACGCCGCCGCGCUCACCGGCCACUUGCACGCGGCUGCCAUGAGCAUGUGCGAGCCGGGCAUGGGCUUGUCCAGCACGUACACGACGCUCGCGCCCUUGCAGCACCUGCCGCCCAUCUCCACCGUGUCGGACAAGUUUCACCCGCACCAUCCGCACCACCCGCACGCGCACCACGCGCACCCACACCACGCGCACCAGCGCCUCGCCGCGGGCAACGUCAGCGGCAGCUUCACGCUCAUGCGCGACGAGCGCGGCGUCCCCGCGGGCGGCCUGGUCAGCAACCUGUACGGCCACCACUACGCCAAGGACGUGUCGGCCAUGGGCGCGCCGCUUUCGCCGCUGUCCAACGGGCUGGGGGCGCUGCACGGCUCGCAGAAUGCGCUGUCCGCCGCCUACGGCCCCACGAGCGCCACCGGUUUCGAGCCUCACGCGGCCAUGCUGUCGCGCAGCGAGGAGCACCUCGCGCGCAGCCUGGGCGGCGGAGGCGGCGGCGGCGGCGCCAGCGUGGCGCACGCGCACGCCGUCCUCUCCAACCUCAACGGCAUGCACCCGCACGGGCACCUGCACGCACAGGCCGCCAGCGCCGCCAUGUUGGCCGAGCGCGAGCGGCACGCGGUCGGCGGCGUGAGCCAAAGCGGAGGCGGCGGAAGCGGAGGAGGAGGGAAUCAAGUGGAGGAGAUCAACACGAAAGAGGUGGCGCAGCGGAUCACGGCCGAGCUGAAGCGCUACAGCAUCCCGCAGGCCAUCUUCGCGCAGCGGAUCCUGUGCCGCUCGCAGGGGACCCUGUCCGACCUGCUGCGCAACCCAAAGCCCUGGAGUAAGCUCAAGUCCGGCAGAGAGACCUUCCGGAGGAUGUGGAAGUGGCUGCAGGAGCCCGAGUUCCAGAGGAUGUCCGCGCUCAGGCUGGCCGCUUGUAAGAGAAAGGAGCAGGAGCAGCACAAGGACCGCAACCUGGCGCCCAAGAAGCAGCGGCUAGUCUUCACCGACCUGCAGCGGCGCACGCUCAUCGCCAUCUUUAAGGAGAACAAGCGGCCGAGCAAGGAGAUGCAGAUCACCAUCUCGCAGCAGCUGGGCCUGGAGCUCUCCACUGUCAGCAACUUCUUCAUGAACGCCCGCCGUCGUUGCGUGGACCGCUGGCACGAGGACCCCAAUGCCAGCCCGGGCCAACCAGGCACCUCCGCCACCACAUUCUCCAAGGCCUGA